UGUAAGGCUUUAAAAACUUGAACCAUCUCCUCUUUGUUAACUUUCGCUCUAUUUUUGUUUUGUUUUUUUUUGAGCUAAUCCAUAAUUCUUCUUCAAAGACGUCGGAGAUGGAUUACAGACCCACGAUCAUGGUCACCAACGACGACGGAAUCGACGCGCCGGGCCUGCGAGCUCUGGUUCAGGUUCUCGUCUCCACUUCUCGCUACAUUGUUCAAGUCUGCGCUCCUGACUCGGAAAAGUCAGCUGUUAGUCACAGCAUCACUUGGCGCCACCCACUUGCUGUUAAGAAAGUAGAAAUUGAAGGAGCCACUGCCUUUGCAGUCUCUGGAACUCCGGCAGAUUGUUCUUCUAUUGGGAUCUCAAAAGCAUUGUUUCCUUCAAUUCCUGAUUUGGUAAUCAGCGGCAUUAACAUGGGUAGCAACUGCGGUUAUCACAUUGUUUACUCCGGCACAGUCGGUGGAGCUCGGGAAGCUUUUUUUAAUGGUGUACCUUCAAUCUCUGUAUCUUAUGAUUGGGUUGCCGGUAAAAGCCAUAAUGACGACUUCACACUCUCUGCUGAGGCUUGUUUACCUAUCAUUGAUGCGAUUUUGGUAGAGGUCAAGAACCAUACAUAUCCAAAAAGAUCCUUUUUGAAUAUAGAUCUGCCAACAGAUGUUGCUAAUCAUAAAGGAUAUAGGCUAACUAAGCAGGGUAAGAGCAUAUUCAGAAUGGGAUGGACAGAAGUUUCUUCUGAUUUGCAAGGAGCAAAAAUGUUGUCAACCAUGACAAUGGAAACAGAUUCAGCAGGGUCUGCAGAAGUUGAUACUCCAACUGAAUCAGCAGACUAUCGAUUCUUCCAAAGACAAGUUACGGGUGCUCAAUCAGAUAAGGAGGAUGAUACAGAUCACCAAAUUUUGCGAGAAGGAUAUAUCACUGUCACUCCCCUUAGCGCCAUCUCUCGUGCUGAGAUGGAUUGCCAAGCCUACUUCAAAGACUGGCUACCAAGAGUUGCUGAGCGCUUCUCUUCAUCAGCACUGUGAUGCUUUAAGAUACAUCUUUUGAAUAAAAUUCUAUCCUAUUGACUAGGCAUAAAAUUUUCUCUCAAAUAAUAUAUUAGUUUUAGCUGGAGAAACGCAAUUAUCCAUUUUAGUUAUUAAAAAAAAACCAAAUUCUGAUUGAUGCAGGUUUGACUGCAGCAGAACCUGAUUGAAAGAGCUGUUUUGGAUUUCGAUUGUGCUUUAGUGUCUUUAGUAUUCCUCUAUAGCAAGAAAUCAUUAUAUUGAAGGACAUUUAAAUGCCUGGUAUGGACCUUGUAGCUUGGACUAAAUGGAAAAAACAUAAUAUGUAUAUUUAUAUCAUCAGUCUUUGUUACUAAGAAUUGAUGAUGCUAGAGACACCACAAAAUAUUACACUCAGAACUUGUUAAAGUUU
Messenger RNA from Humulus lupulus (European hop), 1410 nucleotides. RefSeq lists its product as uncharacterized. Bases 108 to 1019 code for a protein of 303 amino acids. The transcript is spliced from 9 exons. Gene Ontology annotation, molecular function: nucleotidase activity. NCBI's taxonomy places the organism in Eukaryota, Viridiplantae, Streptophyta, Magnoliopsida, Rosales, Cannabaceae. Gene Ontology annotation, cellular component: cytosol. The record is from RefSeq and is a predicted model, not a curated record.